Molecule: messenger RNA, 2555 nt
Organism: Olea europaea var. sylvestris
Lineage: Eukaryota; Viridiplantae; Streptophyta; Magnoliopsida; Lamiales; Oleaceae
Product: probable beta-1,4-xylosyltransferase IRX9H
Exons: 3
Coding region: 334-1572 (412 amino acids)
Biological process (GO): plant-type secondary cell wall biogenesis; glucuronoxylan biosynthetic process
Cellular component (GO): Golgi membrane
Molecular function (GO): galactosylgalactosylxylosylprotein 3-beta-glucuronosyltransferase activity; xylosyltransferase activity
Source: RefSeq, a predicted model, not a curated record
UGAACCAAACGCGGCAAUUCCCUUUGCGCCGCCUCCACUCGCCGUGACUUGAACAAAACUGCCUCCCCGCCCCUCUUUCAAUUUUCCCAGAAUCAGUCAAAUGAAAUCUCUCGAGAAAAGCGAAAGUAAAUUCUUCCAACUAUCUUUUUUCGAGUCUAUUUUUCUUUCUAUAUCAGCUUCAUUUUAGGGUUUCACUGCAAAUUUCACUUCAUAGACCAAAAAUAUUCCAUUCGUCUUUAUGUAUAUCACUUGCUCUGCUGAUUUGAAUUGAUUCCAUUCGUGUGAUUUGAAUUGAUUAUGUUAUCCUUUUUCGAUGCGAUUUCAGUUGAAUAAAUGGCGUCGAUUCGAAGAACACUAUCACCGCACCACGAUAGGGUGUAUCAAAAUGGAUCGAUUCCGCUUUCCAUACAAUCUCCAUCUCAAAAGUUUCUAUCGAACACCAAAACCACCUUGUCCCCACUCCGAAAAUUUCUGGUCGGGAUUUUCAUCCAGAAGCACUCUCGAAAAAACAAUCACUUUUCCUGGAAAAAGUCACUUUACCGCUGCUUAUUGUUUUUUUUCUUAGGGUUUUUGCUUGGCAUGGCCCCAUUUAAUAAUGAUCUCGGUGAAUUGAAGAAUCAUGAUUUAAGAAACAGUGAUUUCGCUUUUGAAAUCAAACCCCAAUUUCUGAGUAUCAAGCAGAAUGUAGAAAAUGUAGCUGACAGGUCUAGGGGAAACGAUUUUGUGGUGGGUACGGAGAAAUUAAAGGUUGUUGAGAAGGGUAGAGAGAAUGAGGAUCGUAAAAUAUUCGAUUUUGUGCCUCUGAAACAGCUAAUUGUGGUGACACCUACCUAUAAUAGGGCGCUACAGGCAUACUAUUUGAAUAGGUUAGGACAGGUAUUGAGGCUAGUUAGGCCACCAGUGCUGUGGAUUGUGGUGGAGAUGAAUGCUGCAUCCAUGGAGACUGCAGAUAUUUUGAGGAAAACUGCAGUAAUGUAUCGACAUUUGGUGUGCUCAAAGAAUUUGACUAAUGUGAAGGACAGGGGAGUGCACCAGAGGAACACUGCACUUGAGCAUAUCGAAGGGCACAGACUUGAUGGAGUGGUAUAUUUUGCAGAUGACGACAAUAUUUACUCCCUCGAGUUGUUUGAGAAAAUCAGAGAAAUCAAUCGUUUCGGUACUUGGCCGGUUGGCAUGUUGGCUCAAAGCAAAAGUAAAACAAUACUGGAAGGUCCUGUGUGCAAUGGAAGUCAAGUAAUUGGAUGGCACACGAAUGAGAAGAGUAAAAGACUUCGUAGAUUCCAUGUUGACAUGUCAGGCUUUGCCUUUAACAGCACCAUAUUAUGGGAUCCCAGGAGAUGGCAUCGACCAUCUUUGGAUCCAAUCCGACAGUUGGACACAGUGAAGGAGGGCUUCCAAGAGACGACUUUCAUAGAACAGAUUGUAGAAGAUGAAAGUCAAAUGGAAGGCUUUCCUCCAGGUUGUCAUAGGAUAAUGAACUGGCAUCUCCAUUUAGAAGCUCGUGAACUUGUAUAUCCUAAAGGAUGGAUGCUUCAGAAGAACCUCGAUGCAGUUCUUUCCUCCAAGUCAUAGAAUCUGAUCGCAUGCUAAUCACCCAUAUUGUUUAAUACAUGAGGUGUGUUAUAUGUUCUAUUCCUAUUACUGAAAUGCAUACCUAUGACAUCUUUAAUAGGUUGUCCUCGUUCCAUAAUGAGGAACAUGGUCCUAGUGAAAUUUGGUUGGGUCGGAGAAGUAAGUAAAGAUUUUGAACAUCUAGCAAUCCAUACCUCUGGAAAAAUAUUGAAACAAGAGGCAGAAAGAAUGGUAAAAUGUUGGGCACAGACUCCUUUACUGUUUCUCUGUAUAAUGAAAUACAUGUACAUGCUUUUAUACAAGUAAGAUUGCAUGUUCAUUCAUGUCUAUAUUCUGCAUGCAUUUCCUGCUGACAUGUCAUUUCCAUGUAAUUUUUAAUGUUGGACAUACGCAAAGUAAAAGUUAGGCCUUAAGAAACAAAAAGGGCAAAUAUGGGUGAAGGUAAAAAUUCAUUUGUUGGUUUAAAAAAAAUGUGUCUAAAAGUUAGGCCUUAAAAAACAAAAAGGGCAAAUAUGGGUGAAGGUAAAAUAAUCAUUUGUUGGUUUAAAAAAAAAAAUGUGUCGACUAACUGUCAACUCAAGUUUUCAGGAAAAGGAAAUGACAGUAUGUUCUUAGAUGGUGCUGGAAUUUUUUGUUUUUUUCCGAAGCAAAUCAUUGAAGAAAGGCAUUGUAGGCAGGUCUGAAGCUGCACUCCAACCCUCCAUAAGAAUAGAGCAUCGGAUAGAAAAAGCAUGGAUGUCAUUUGUAGAUUUUUGUCAUAUAGACAAAAUUCAUUUUUGUGGUGAGGAUUUGGUGGUGGUUUUGUACUCAGGCUUAGAACUGCCUUGAGUUGUUCAGACCCUUGUCGCUUGAGCUCUAGGGUUGAAAAUUGAUGAUUUUCAAUUGUUAUUGCAAUCUGUGAAUUAAUAGCCGUGAACUCAAUAACAAAGUUGGAUGUUGAUAGUGUACUUUUUGAAUUUCUUUGCUUAUAUCAAUGACAGAAA